AUGGCGUUGGUCGUAUCUGGACAACUAAAAUAUAAGACUAUGAUAUUGGUGUUCAUUUGUGUCUACUUUGUUUCACAAGCGGUCGGCGAGUUAUCCAUCAUAGAUAACGUGGUCACUAUACAAGAUUUAGACGACGAUAAUAAACACAACAAGGGUAGUUAUCAAUCAGGUAUACAAGUUGAAACUGAACAGGGUCUGGUGCGAGGCUACCAGGACGAAGCGGGCAUCGUGACUUUUUUUGACAUACCCUAUGGAGAAUUUAGUAAAGAACAACCAUUUCAGGAACCAACACCUUCGAAACCUUGGGAAGCUGUGCAUGACAAAACAUCACACUCAACCCGCUGUCCUCAAAUACGGAGCGGAACCUUCGAAGGUACUCAUGAAUGUCUGACUCUGACAGUAAUGAAGCCAAAGGAUGCUGCUGGCGCUGAUGUCCUAUUUCAUAUCCACGACAGUUCCUUCACGUCUGGAAGCGGCGACCCUCUCGUUUAUAAUCCAAAACAUAUAGUUCCGAAAGGAGUUAUCUUGGUUUUACCGAAUUACAGACUUGGACCUCUAGGGUUUCUGUGUUUGCAAAAUAAUACGGCACCUGGAAAUGCUGGGCUGAAGAGAUCUGACGCUGGCGUUAAAUUGGACGAAAAACAAUAUAGAGUCGUUUGGAGGAAAUUCCACUAA
This is a messenger RNA of Danaus chrysippus (African queen), 675 nucleotides long. The record is from the annotation of a GenBank genome assembly. Lineage: Eukaryota; Metazoa; Arthropoda; Insecta; Lepidoptera; Nymphalidae.